UUUCUUUGUUGAGUCCUCCCCAAAUCUCUCCCCCUCCAGCAUCACAGUUAUGCCAUCGUCUCCCAAAUUCUUCCACGCGCGCACUUCGCCGCAGCCCACGCACCCCGCCAGAUCUGCUCGCCUCAUCUUCUCCGCCCUUCUCACCUUCGCCAUUGUCUCUUUCCUCUUCGCCCUCUCAUCUUUCCUUUCCUCCGGUGGAUCCGGCUUCCGCUGCCGGAACUCCGAACCGAGAUCCGUCCGUGUUCUUUGGGACAAAACCGCUAAUGCUAAUACCGCUGCUGCUGGUGGAGGUGGAAUUGAUGAUAAUGGGACGAAGAGGCAUAAAAUUAUGGGAUUUGUUGGGAUCCAAACCGGAUUCGGCUCGACAGGCCGGAGACAGUCCUUGAGAAAGACGUGGAUGCCUUCCGAUCGUCAAGGCCUUAAACAGUUGGAAGAGGCAACUGGAUUGGCUUUUAGAUUUGUAAUUGGUAAAACAAAUGAUGAAUCAAAGAUGGCAGAGCUGAAAAAAGAAGUAGCAGAAUAUGAUGAUUUCCUUUUGUUGGAUAUUGAGGAAGAGUACAGUAAGCUCCCGUACAAAACGUUAGCAUUCUUUAAAGCUGCGUAUGCACUCUUUGAUUCGGAGUUCUACGUCAAAGCUGAUGAUGAUAUUUAUUUGAGACCAGAUCGGCUAUCACUUCUACUAGCAAAAGAACGUUCUCAUUCUCAGACUUACCUUGGUUGCAUGAAAAAGGGUCCGGUGUUCACCGAUCCUAAGCUGAAAUGGUAUGAGCCACUAUCCUCUCUAUUAGGCAAGGAAUACUUUCUUCAUGCCUAUGGUCCUAUAUAUGCACUUUCGUCAGAUGUUGUUGCAAGUUUGGUUGCACUAAGAAAUGACAGUUUUCGGAUGUUCAGUAACGAGGAUGUUACCAUCGGAGCAUGGAUGCUUGCAAUGAAUGUCAACCACGAGGAUAGUCGAACAUUGUGUGAGCCAGAGUGUACGGCAUCAUCUGUUGCGGUCUGGGAUAUCCCCAAAUGUUCAGGGCUAUGCAAUCCAGAGACCAAGAUGUUGGAACUUCAUCAGAUAGAUACCUGCUCAAAAAGUCCAACUUUGCCAUCAGACGAUGAUGAUGAUUAGUUAAAUUUGCCUCGACACAGAUUUUAUUAACACGAGAAAGCAUUUCGAAGAAUCGUUUCCUCUGGUAAGUUGAUCUUACUGCCAUCAAACAUAUCUAAACUUCCUCGAUCAAUCAUCACUACCCAUUUUUGUCUUCCACCAUCAUUUUGUCUGUAACAUGUGAACUUCUUUUACCGACGAUGGAAGUUACCAAGAGACAUUUACCGUACCAUUCCUUUUACCCUUA
Hibiscus syriacus is the source of this 1340-nucleotide messenger RNA. RefSeq names its product probable beta-1,3-galactosyltransferase 14. Gene Ontology annotation, cellular component: Golgi membrane. The record is from RefSeq and is a predicted model, not a curated record. Gene Ontology annotation, molecular function: hexosyltransferase activity. The transcript has 7 exons. NCBI's taxonomy places the organism in Eukaryota, Viridiplantae, Streptophyta, Magnoliopsida, Malvales, Malvaceae. The coding region runs from base 50 to 1114 and encodes 354 amino acids.